Messenger RNA from Anguilla rostrata (American eel), 2873 nucleotides. RefSeq names its product adhesion G protein-coupled receptor G3-like. Gene Ontology annotation, cellular component: plasma membrane. The record is from RefSeq and is a predicted model, not a curated record. The transcript has 8 exons. Gene Ontology annotation, molecular function: G protein-coupled receptor activity. Bases 1 to 1236 code for a protein of 411 amino acids. Gene Ontology annotation, biological process: cell surface receptor signaling pathway; adenylate cyclase-activating G protein-coupled receptor signaling pathway. Lineage: Eukaryota; Metazoa; Chordata; Actinopteri; Anguilliformes; Anguillidae.
AUGCAAACCACGGAGGACAAGGACUCUGUUAUCCAGUCCAUGGUGCAAGGGGCAAACACCUCGCUCCUGAAUGAUCACGUCGUGUCCAUCGAUUUAGGAAAGGAGAUCACUGGCCUCGCAAACAAGGUUAACAUCACUUUUUACCACCAAAACGCGUCACUGCUGUCCGCCUGUCCCACAGGCUCAAGACCAUUCUGGAAUUCAUCUGGAUGCACCUCUACACAAGAUGUUGGGCAGGUUGGGUGCUCCUGUGAUCAUCUGUCCUUUUUCGCUGUGCUGCUGAGUCCAUUCUACCAAAACGACGCACCCGAGUCGGGCAAUGGUACCCAGAACCUCGGCCAGGUAUCCCCGCCGCUGAGCUCCGCCUCGGUCUGGCGCCUGAGGCUCCUGUCCCAAAUUGGGUGUGGGGUGUCUGUCUGCUUCCUGGCUCUGGUCCUCAUCUUCCAUGCAGUGUACAGGCGGAAUAAUUCUGAGCCUUCUCUCAGCAUCCACAUUCACCUGUGUGUGGCGCUGCUGGGCCUAAACCUGACCUUCCUCAUCAACGAAAGCCUGGCCAACUGGAACAUCCACGCACUCUGCAUCUUCAUCGCCGCGGCAACCCACUACACCCUCCUCUGCACCUUCGCCUGGUUUGCCAUAGAGGGCUUCCACCUCUACCGGCUCGUCAUUCGCGUCUUCAACAUCUACAUCAAGCGAUACCUCCUCAAGCUGGCUCUGGUGGGCUGGGGCUUACCAGCAGUGGCUGUCAUUUCAAUCCUGAGCACCGGCAAAUAUGGCCGAUACAACAUUUACGAGCUCGAUGGCAGCCGAGACACAAUAUGUUACCUGACUGACUCGGUGCUGACCAUCCUCAACUACGGCCUCUUUGUCCUGGUGUUCCUGGCGAACCUUCUGGUGUGGUUGGUGGUGACCGUGCAGGUCGUCCGCGCGCGGAAGCUCAGCCCCGCCCUGCAGGAGAGGAGCAUCACCCCCCGGGACAUUUUCAGCCUGCUGGGGGUGUCCUGGCUCCUGGGGGUGGCCUGGGGGGUGCUGCUCUUCCAGUUCGGCCCGCUGAAGGAAGCCGCCAUCUACAUAUUCUGCAUCUUUAACUCCCUCCAUGGCCUCUUUACAUCCGUGCGCUAUUUUACCCUCAACCGUCGACCGAAGGAAUCGCCGGGGACAACGACCGCCACGACCGCCACGACCGCCACCACCGCCACGGCAUCCACAGUAGCCGCCUUCACAGACCCGUCUUGAGUUUCCUCCCUUACGGAAACGGAAUGCACUGAAAAUAUAUUAUCGAGACAAUGCGACCCUUCCCAGAGUAUGGCCAAGUAUGCAAGCCUUUCAGAUUCUGCCAUACAUCUUUUUUUUUUUUUUUUUUUUACAAAAUACACAUAUCAUUAUGUUACAUUACAUUACAGGCAUUUGGCAGACGCUCUUAUCCAGAGCGACGUACAAACAAAGUGUAUAACCAUAAUCAGGAACAAGUGUGUCGAAAACCCUAGAGAGAAGUACCAUUCCAAGUGCAGGGAACAACUGCAUAGUUCAACUUGGAAUCAUUACAAGUUCUUUAAAAAGUCCAUGGAGUUACAAAAUAUAACGGUAUAUUCCAUAUCCCUAAGUGUCUACACAUCAGUCAGACAGUCCCCAGCACACAAGGAGUUUUUUUGGGGGGACUAAUUGAAAUAUAUUUUUUAUAAAUAUAUACCAGGGCAUACAGGACUGUCUAUGCUUUCUUAGUCUGUAUGGCGCACAUUCACCAUGGAAACUCUUUAUCUGUUUAUAUACAAGUCAGCCGAGUUUGUUGGAGUUUGUUGGUUGUUUAAUGUAUUUUUAUGAAUGUGCUACUGUAAUGGGAGUCUAUGUGGUUUACCUUCUCAAAGGCAGGAAGUAGCGAGCACGCUAACCUGGUGAUCAAUACAUUAAGCGGCACUAACACAGAGAAACUCUCUGCAUAAAAACAUCCGGGCAUGUGGCUUGACGCCAAGUUUAGUUUUAAGACUCACGUUGAAAAUCUGGUGAAUAAUUGAAGGAGGAGGCCUUGGUUUCCUGUACAUGCACAAAUCUUGUUUUCCUGUAGCCUGUAGGCAGAGGGUUGUCACGGCAACAUUUUUCUCUGCCUGUAGGGAUGUUAUAUAUAGGCGUGCACCUGUGUCACACCUGAGGAUACUGGAUGCUGCUCACCAUUCAGCCCUCAGGCUUGUCACAGGUGAUGCUCAUCGCGUCCAUCACCGCACUCUUCACCAGGAAGUUGGCAGGCCACCGCUUCCUGUUAGGAGAAAUGUUUUUUUUGGUAGCUGCUCCAUUGCAAAGCACUGCUACAAAAACUGCCACUGUCAUGUGUCGCUGCUUCUAAAUUGGAGAAUUGGCAUCCACGAGGCACGCUCUCUCCGGAUUGGUUGUCACCUCAACUUCCUCGGGUCAGGUCAGAUAUUGGACAGACUGUCUUUAGAUUCUGUGCUCCACGUACCUGGAACUCCUCACAGCAAAUCCUGAAGCUAAAUAUUUUCGUGUCUCUAAAUGAAUUAGGAAUUUUAAUAAUUUGGUUAGCCUGAAUUGUGUUUUAAGUGAAUGAUUUUAAAUGUCUUAAGUAAUUGAAUUUUAUUCCAUGUCUUUUAAUUACUAUUUUAAAUUACUAUACGUUUAGUCCUUGAAUUUAAUAUUAUAUUUACUAUGUGCUACUUAUUUUCUUUUCUAAUUUAAAAUUUUAUGUGUACAUUCAGCACACUUGUAAAAGCCAGCUAUCAAUGUGUCUCCGGGUUCAAAUAAAAGAAAAUGGAUGACUUAAUAAAUCUCUUAAUGGAUGAUGUCAUUUCUGGCGACUUGUCUUGUAUUGAAUGCAAGUAAAGUCUAAUAUUCCAUGCACGGUUGAGCAGCUCUGAUUGGCUGCC